This is a messenger RNA of Sporisorium graminicola, 2307 nucleotides long. RefSeq lists its product as uncharacterized. Gene Ontology annotation, molecular function: carnitine O-acetyltransferase activity. The transcript has a single exon. Gene Ontology annotation, biological process: carnitine metabolic process. The coding region runs from base 1 to 2307 and encodes 768 amino acids. The record is from RefSeq and is a predicted model, not a curated record. Gene Ontology annotation, cellular component: mitochondrion. Lineage: Eukaryota; Fungi; Basidiomycota; Ustilaginomycetes; Ustilaginales; Ustilaginaceae.
AUGGCACCCGGUCUCAUGUCCUCUGCCGCGGAGGGCGUCUUCAACGCACAGGCUGUCGAGGCAAAGUCGGCUGCCGUAGCCGAUGGUGGCGCCAAGGAAGGCCUCGGAGGCGGCAAGACCUUCGAAGGUCAGUCCAAGCUGCCCCACCUUCCCAUCCCUAGUCUAGAGGACACUUGCCAACGCUAUCUCUCGAGUCUGCAGCCGCUUCAGACAGCAGAGCAGCAUGCAACCACCAAAUCCGUCGUCGAGGACUUCCUCAAGAAUGACGGCCCCGCCAUUCAGAAGCAGCUUCAAGAGUAUGCCAGUACUCGGGCCAGCUACAUCGAAGAGUUCUGGGACGAGAGCUACCUCCAGGCCUCCGACUCGGUCGUGCUCAACCUCAACCCCUUUUUCAUCCUCGAAGACGAUCCCACCCCUACACGAGGAAACCAGCUGAUGAGGACCGCCAACCUCAUCCUCGCCAGUUUAGCGUUCAUCCACGAUCUGCGCACUGGCGUGCUCGAGCCAGACAGCGUCCGAGGUACCCCGCUGGACAUGUUCCAGUACACGCGCCUCUUUGCCACCUCCCGUAUCCCCACUGCCAACGGCUGCAGGAUGGAGGUCGAGCCCGAGUCGCGCCACAUUGUCGUGAUGCGCAGAGGCCAGAUCUACUGGUUCGAAGCGCUCGACGAAGAACACCGCCCCUUGCUCACCGAACGUGCCAUGCUCGGCAACCUUCAAGCCAUUAUGCGAGACGCCGACAAGAUCAAGAUCGAAGACGUAGCAAAGGGCUCUGUAGGCAUCUUGACCACCGAAAAGCGACCCAUCUGGUCCAUGUACCGCGAGCAUCUGCGGGAGGAUGCGCACAACCGCAAGUGCCUCGAAGUCGUCGACUCGGCUCUGUUCGUCGUGUGCAUGGACGACUCGGAGCCUGCCGACGCCGCCGAGCUGGGCAACAACAUGCUCUGUGGCACCUACAAGCUCCAACGCGGCAUCCAGACGGGCACUUGCACCAACCGAUGGUACGACAAGCUCCAGAUCAUCGUCUGCGCCAACGGCACCGCUGGUAUCAACUUUGAACACACGGGCGUCGAUGGCCACACGGUGCUGCGCUAUGCUGCCGAUGUCUACACCGAGCUCAUCAUGCGCUUUGCUAAGUCUAUUAACUCGGCGACCAAGAGCCUCUUCAAAGCCAAAGCCAGUCCCUUUGCUAAAGGAUCGGGCAAGAAGGCCAACGGCACCACCAGCGAGAUCGACGCGCAAAAGGCGCAAGACGUCGACCAGGCCACGGCACCCAAGAAGCUCGAGUGGAACCUGACCAACAAGCUUACUGACGGCAUCCGAUACGGCGAGACACGGCUGUCGGACCUCAUCUGCCAGAACGAGUGCCAGGUGCUCGAGUUCGACCAGUACGGCAAGAACUUUAUCACUCGCCAUCGCUUCUCGCCCGAUGCGUUUGUACAGAUGGCGUUCCAGGCGGCCUACUACACGCUCUACGGUCGGUGCGAGACCACCUACGAGCCGGCCAUGACCAAGGCCUUCCUGCACGGACGCACCGAGGCGAUCCGCACUGUGCAGCCGCACUCGGCCAAGUUUGUGGAGACCUACAUCUCGACGGAUGCGACCAUCGAGGCCAAGAUUGACGCGCUGCGCAAGGCGUGUGACGGCCACGCGAAGUUGAGCAAGGCGUGUGCUAGCGGUCAAGGGCACGAUCGUCAUCUGUAUGCGCUGCACAACUUGUGGAAGAAGAACCAGGAGUCGUCGGCGACCAAGCUGGCGCCUCCCGCCAUCUUCACAGAUGCAGGCUACGCCAAGCUCAAUCACACGGUCGUGUCGACGUCCAACUGCGGAAACCCGGCGCUGCGCAUGUUCGGGUUCGGGCCUGUGGUCCCCGACGGUUUCGGCAUCGGCUACAUCAUCAAGGAUGACGGCAUCACGGUCUGUGCCUCCUCCAAGCACCUGCAGACCAAGCGCUUCCUCGACACGCUCCAGGCGUACCUGCUGCAGACGCAGCAGAUGAUCAUCGAAAUGUACAAGGCCGCCAACGUGCGCUCGCGCUCGACGUACAUCGACCAUGCCGGCGUCGAGUGCGACGUCCGAACCGGCCUCCCCAUCGGCAGCAAGAGCAAUGGCUACUCGCAGGACUACGACACCCUCACCCCCAACAGCACCGUCGGCCAAAGCGGUUACUCGUUCUGGGGCGACGACAGCAAGUCGGCCGCUGCUGCCGCUGCCGCAAAGGCCGACGAGGGACAGGCCGACGCCGAAAAGAGGAGAAAGAGGAUCGCUAGUGUCGGCAGGACCAUUCUGUAUGACGAGUACAACUGA